UACAAAUUGAGCAGGAGUGAAGCAUCUAUGCCUCACUAUAUAAUGAGUUGAAUAAUUGAGUAUUUGUAACUUGUAAUUGCAUAAAGAGAUGGGGCUAACUGGUAAGUUGAUUGCCCAAAUAGAGUUCAAGCAUGGAGGAGAUGUAUUACACGAACUUAUUAAACACAAACCACACCACAUAUCCAACAUGGUACCUCAUUUAGUACAAGGUUGUGAUCUCCAUGAAGGGGAAUUUGGAAAGGUUGGCUCCAAAAUCUGCUGGACAUACACUCAUGAAGGAAAGGUAAAGAAAGGAAAACAGGUGAUUGAAGCCGUAGAGGAGGAAAAUAAAUUAAUCAAACUUAAGCUGCUUGAAGGAGAUUUGAUGGAGGAGUACAAGGACUUCAUUGUAACUAUUCAUGUUGAAACCAAAGGUAACAUAGAUAUGGUCUCGUGGACUUUGGAGUAUGAGAUGCGGAAUGAAGACGUUUCACAUCCAAUUUCUUUGCUGGCUUACUUCAUUGAACUCACAAAAGAAAUUGAGGCUAAUCAUUGAAAUAUAAGUUUUUCUAUAUUGUGUACUCCAAUAAGAUGUGUGUGUGUGUUUGCACAUGUGUGGUUGUGCCUGCAAUGUGUAAUUACGUGUUGCUUUUAAAAGUUUGUGAUAUAGCUAAUUAUGUAUUGGUCUAUCGGUAAGAAAAUAUUGGACAAUGUCUUGUCUUGUUCAAUACUUCUAGUCGACAUGCAUCCACUAGGUAUUUUAUGUUUAAAUUGAUAAGUUAUACUUUUUAGAUAA
Molecule: messenger RNA, 775 nt
Organism: Olea europaea var. sylvestris
Lineage: Eukaryota; Viridiplantae; Streptophyta; Magnoliopsida; Lamiales; Oleaceae
Product: MLP-like protein 28
Exons: 2
Coding region: 89-535 (148 amino acids)
Biological process (GO): defense response
Source: RefSeq, a predicted model, not a curated record